This is a messenger RNA of Aplysia californica (California sea hare), 436 nucleotides long. Its product is annotated as plant intracellular Ras-group-related LRR protein 4. NCBI's taxonomy places the organism in Eukaryota, Metazoa, Mollusca, Gastropoda, Aplysiida, Aplysiidae. Gene Ontology annotation, molecular function: protein binding. The record is from RefSeq and is a predicted model, not a curated record.
AAACACUAAAAACAAAAGAACGAACUAACAAAAGGCAAAAACAAAACAGCUACAACAAACAAACAAAACCAAAAACCGAACGACCAAGAUGCCGGGCAAGGAGAAGGACGACAAGCCCCCGCCCGCCAUGGGCCCGGGCUCCAAGAUCAAAGGUCUCAUCGACGCGCUCCGCAAGCACCUGAUCGUGACGGAGGACAAGAAGAAGCGCCAGCUGCUCAUCGACUUCACCUCGGUGGGCUUCAAGACGCUGCCCGUGGAGAUCCCGAAGAACGAGGAAGUGUGCGACCUGGCCACGCGCUUCCUGCUGCAGUUCAACAAGCUGAAGAAGCUGCCCGGGAACAUCUCCGAGCUCAGGUUCCUGCGCUACGUAGACAUGCGCAGCAACCAGAUGUCCUCCAUCCCGGCCUCUUUCUUCAAGAUCGAGACCCUGGAGUAU